Molecule: messenger RNA, 3267 nt
Organism: Ruditapes philippinarum (Manila clam)
Lineage: Eukaryota; Metazoa; Mollusca; Bivalvia; Venerida; Veneridae
Exons: 5
Coding region: 1-3201 (1066 amino acids)
Source: RefSeq, a predicted model, not a curated record
AUGUCGGCUAGAGGUGAUUGUCAUUUAAAUGACUUGAAAGGUGGUAGCGGUCCCACAACCACAGACCUAGACAUCACAUUGAUCACGUGUCUUCUUAGGAACAUCAAGUUCUUCGGGCUAAACAAGAACUUUCAAUGGAACUCAGUUCCUGCAAAUUAUGAUUUUUCUGUUGAGGCUGAUAUGUCACGUUUGAAAAUAUACAGGAACGAGGUUCUUUUGAGGCUGAACUCGGCGGUCACCCCCAUACCACAUUUACAACAAAUGAUUGAUGACUUCAAAGUGAAUCCACUUGAUCCAGAGGCAGAGACAAGGGUACAGGAGGCCAUAGACAGUUGGAAAAAAAUAGAGACGGGGAUUGAAACUGAUUUAAAAAUAAUAAAAAAGGAGAGCGAGAAGAUUAAAUAUUCUGUUAAAAUGCAAGAUCAAACCGUGAAAAAGUAUGUAGGAAAGGUCGACGAAUUAAACAAGAAGACGAGUGAAAAUGCUAAACAAAUACAAGAAUUAAAGAAAAUGGUAGACACUGAUAAACAUGCCAUAGCAGGGCCAGAAUCGAAAUAUGAAGAGUUCAAAGAAAAAGUAAAAAAUGAACUUAUUACAUGGUACAACACCAAUCACAGUACAGUUCCUCUUUCACCACUUACAGGUGAUUUCGGUACCCCUCUUGCUGGUUUCUACAUUAUGCCGGAAAUUGUAAAACAAACGAAUCUACCUGGCGGAAGGAAAGAAACAACACGAGUUGAGUCGUUACACGAUCUGCUUACUCCCGGUAGAAAUAUUCCACGGGAAGUAUAUCUAUCAGCGGUUGCAGGAUUUGGGAAAACAGCUUUUUCAAAAUAUCUCGCUUUAACGUGGUGUCAAGCUCAAAAAACGGAUGAAAAUUAUAAACAUUUUAAAGAAAAAGAGAUAAAGGCGUUAUCUGGCUUUGACUUUUUGUUUCUUGUUCUAUUGCGAGAUUCAGGUAAGUUCUGCGAUGUCGACGAAAUGAUUGAUCAACAAGUUAUAAAAAGUCUUCCUUGUUCAUCGUCAGAUUCAUUGCCGAAAGAUCUCUUGAAAGACAUUUUACGUUAUGAAACCUGUCUUGUUAUAUUAGAUGGACUUGAUGAAUGGUCUCAUCCUGACAAUAAGUGUACAAGACUUAUAAAAGAUAUUCCGCAUCGAUAUGCACGUGAGAAAUGUGUAAUCUUAACAACGACCCGGCCUUGGAAGCUCGGAGUCUCAAACUUGAAAGCAAGCCAAAUCGACAAAACAGUAGAACUGGUUAAACUAAAUGAAGAUAAUGAAAGGAAGUUUAAGCUUAACGCAUUUAAAAUAUUGAAAGCCGACCUUGACAAUGAUAAAUUGCUAAAUGAAGUAUGUAGAUUUGAAGAAAAAAUCAAUGACCAUGAACUUAAAGAUAUGGAAUCCACCCCUCUUCUUCUACUCUAUCUGAUAUGUUUAUGGAUAGAAGAUAUUCCAAUAGGAAAUUCGACAGCAGAACUAUAUGCAAGUAUUAUUCAGCUUCUUCUAUCAAGAACAGAAAAGAUACAUGGAAAAUUUCAAUUAUCUUGUAAAAUAUCUUUGAGUAAUGUUCCCGAAUGUUUUAUCAAACAUAGGCAUUGCUAUAGUUACUACGCGUUUCUUGCAACCCUUGGGAAACUCGCUUUUUAUAAACUGUUCAAUGAGGAAAAGGAACACACACUGGUAUUUAAUAAAAAUGUUGCUGAAAAAUAUCUUGACCCAGGAGAUCUAGAUUUAAGCCUUCGCUCAGGAAUGUUAACAGAAAAUAAAGUGAAAACAUUAGUAAGUGAAAGUUCCACAAUCUCAUUUUCCCAUAAAACAGUACAAGAAUACUUUUCAGCAAUAUUUAUAAGUUUUAGUAAUACAAUUGAGGUUAAGAAAAUCAUCUUUGGAGAGUGCAACAGUUUACAAAAAAUUCUUAAUAUGUCAAAAGUAUUUGUCUUUAUUAGCAACAUGAACCCUAAACUAAUGUCUGAACUAUCAUGCGAUUUUAUGCCUGUGAUAAACAAUGAUGAAAAAACAAGGAAAUACAGAACAAUGACAUAUAAUUAUUACAGGUACUUUGAUUCAUUACAAGACAUACAAGAUAUGUACAUGUCAUGUUUCAAAGAAAAUAAGAAAAACAAAGACCUCAAAUUGUGUUUACAGGAUUUCUUAAUCAAAGAAAAAUGUCAACAAAAAAAUUACUUUAAACAAUUACAACAUCUAUGUUACCAAAACAAAGAGAACAUAAAGUCAAUAAUGAUAAAAAAUAAUGAUAUUUGCAGUCUGCAAGAUAUUAUCAGUUUGUUUACACUCUCUGACCUUCCAAAUAUACAGAAAUUAUUCUAUAGAGGUAAACUAGUAGAAGAUGAAAUAAUUCGCUUGUUAUUGAACCCUUUAAGAUGUUUAUGUGUGAUAUCAAGUAAAUGGGAAAAUAAGAAAUUCCAAGUUGAACGUUGCCCGAUGUCUGAAGAGAUAAUUGGACGAAUGGUAACAUUACAACACCUUGAGUGUUUACACAUAGACGGUUUUACUAUGGCUCAUGGAGCAAUGGAGACAUUAUUAAAUUUCCUUACCAGUAAAAUAUCAUUGAAGGAUGUACAAUUGUGCAGUUUAUACUGCAGUGACCAUGACACUUCGUGUAAAGGAUUCAACAUAGACCUGUCUCAACAUUCACAUUUAAGAGGUUUGGGAUUGCAUCAGAUCCCUGUGUCAAAAUUAAACAUGAAUGCAUCGUUAUUAGAGAAAUGUACUAUAGGUAACUUAUAUAAACCUGGUGUUGUGUCAUCUUUUCUUAGUCAACUACCAGCAGCCAGUAAACUACAUACAUUUACGUGUAAUUUCCUAGAGUCUUCCAGUGAUAUAGAAACAAUGUUACAAACAUUACCAUUGUUGCUUCAUGUGAAACAUGUUAGAUUGUUAGGAAUCAAUCUAGGUGACAGAUCUUUAACACUGUCACCUAAAAUGAUCAAUAUUGAGUACAUUAACAUGUAUAGGAUAAAAAUGUCUUGUUCAGUGUUACAUGAUCUCAUUACUGAUAUAACAAAACUACCAGAUACAGUGUCAGUAGAUGUGAGAGGUUGUGAUAUAAAUCCAGAAACAGAAUUUGAAAACUUUAAAGCAUUUGUAAAAAACUCAGACAAUUAUGUGGUUACCUUUGACGACACAACACAGUAUGGAAAUUACUUGUUUCAGUUUAAAACAACAACAAACUUGAAAUAAAAAGUACUCGGUUAUAUUAAAUGAACAUAUAUAGACAAUUAAUAGAUUAUGAAUUAUGUGACAGGG